AUUUAACUCUUUCCAUAACUGGAGUUUAUGGAACUCCAGUGAAAAAUAUCAAGUAGAUGCGACGUCACUGACGGAACUCCACGGAAGUACGGAACUCAGUAUACUAAGCCGAAUAACAUAACCUCGAGCAUUUUUGCAGUGAAUCGGUGUAAUUAUACGUGUUAUGUCAUUUGGACAAUUUCAAGAUAUAAUUCCAAGAUGUCGAAUUUAAAGGAAUUGCCUGAGAUCCAGGUCUUCAAAACAGUAUUAUUUCAUUGUGUAAUAAUAAUAGCUUUACCUGUACUGUCAUUUUUCACCAGCAAGAUCUUUAUUUUCGAUGGUUUAUUGGGGCUAAAUAAUGUGCCAAGCAAUGUAUAUUCAGCCGGAGUCGCGAUUCUUGUGCUGCACGUGGCUCUCGGAGCUUUCAUAUUCCGUGCAUACUUCGACGAUCAAUCGAAGACACAAGCGAAACGAGAUUAACCCUUCCUUAGUGUUUUACACAUAUAUGUAAUUAAGUACACCUUUUUGAUAACACAUUUAUUCGCGUAUUCUCAUCGAAAGAAAGAUGUUACAUUAUAUUGCAUUACAUUCUGCAAUUCACAUACUUCUCAUCAAUAUUUAGGUAAUAUUCCCUUUUUAUUGAAUACUGUGAAAUAUGUAGAUGGCGAAUAUACCUGUACUGUAUCAGUUAAUGCAAAACACAAAUGCUAAAUAAAAAAAGCAAAGACAUUCCCACACAAAACUUGCAUAUUGUACAGCACAAACUUUG
Dufourea novaeangliae is the source of this 748-nucleotide messenger RNA. Its product is annotated as vacuolar ATPase assembly integral membrane protein VMA21 homolog. Lineage: Eukaryota; Metazoa; Arthropoda; Insecta; Hymenoptera; Halictidae. Gene Ontology annotation, cellular component: endoplasmic reticulum membrane. The record is from RefSeq and is a predicted model, not a curated record. Bases 199 to 459 code for a protein of 86 amino acids. The transcript is spliced from 5 exons. Gene Ontology annotation, biological process: vacuolar proton-transporting V-type ATPase complex assembly.